Messenger RNA from Papilio xuthus (Asian swallowtail), 6480 nucleotides. RefSeq names its product rho guanine nucleotide exchange factor 10-like protein. The record is from RefSeq and is a predicted model, not a curated record. Bases 707 to 4444 code for a protein of 1245 amino acids. Gene Ontology annotation, molecular function: guanyl-nucleotide exchange factor activity. The transcript has 14 exons. Gene Ontology annotation, biological process: positive regulation of stress fiber assembly; actin cytoskeleton organization. NCBI's taxonomy places the organism in Eukaryota, Metazoa, Arthropoda, Insecta, Lepidoptera, Papilionidae.
AAUGGGAUUGUGAACGCUCAAAACUUUGAAAUAAAAUAAAAUGAACGUAAUGUAAUAAUGAAAAUGAGUUGCGAUGCGAAGCGGGAACGGGAAGGCGGCGAGCGGGGCAGUUGGAUCAGUCCCCUCUACCCGCGUGCCGGCGCCGUUCCACACCCGCUCGACCCGACCCCGCACCGCCGCCGCCGAGCGAGAGGCGACAGCUAGCCAGCUGCGCGUUCGUCUUGCUUACUUGUGUUUUUCGGAUAUUGUUGUGCGAUUGACGUUCCUUUCUUAUUUUCUCUAGUUUUAUAAACAUAAUAACAAAGACAAGGUUAAAUGCGCGUGUGCUAAAUAAUUCACAAAUGUCAUUGUUAAAUUAUUUGAAUAGAGGCAAAAUCAUUCGGACGUUUCCAGUGUCGUUAUUCAUAGUGUUACUUGGAUACCAGUGCCUUUUGUCUGUCCUGUGAAUAAAACGAGAUUGGUGCUAUUUUUGUACGUUCCUGCAAAAUUAUUAGACGUAGACUUAGCAGUGUGAUUAGUGAUUGUUGUCGUAGCCGGUUUCCGUUAAGGAAACUUUUGAAUCGUGCAUAAAACAGUGGGUAAUGCUUUCCUAGCGAAUGCGGGCCCUGCCUGCACGCAUUCCACAGGGAGGCAAGUGCCGGCAUUAAGCAUUUUACGGGAGGCGAACGGUACGGGUGGCGGGGUCGGCAGCGGAGGGCUGCUGACCAUGAACGCCACCCAGGUCCAAUGCGAGCCCCACGACUCUGUCGUGCUCAUCAAAUAUGAGCACCGUUCCGCGGGCGGCAGCUGGGAGGAGCCGGUGAGCGCGGUGCGUAACACACCGCUGCGACGCUCGCAACGGCUCAACUCCACACUGGAUUCCAGGAGUACUGGCCAGUUGCGGAAUACGCUGAGCCGAGCCCGGGAGCUUUGCGAGCGGUGGCGCAACGGGCGGGAGACGCCCUCACCGCCCGCCGCGCCUGAUGACGACGGCGGUGGACGUUUAGCGCGCUGGUUUAGCGUGCGCCGCGGCUCCGCGCACCAUUACGACAUGCACACGCAAGAUACGGACAAGAUGCCCAAACUGCCAGAGUUGGAGGAGGAUAUGUUUUCGUGCGGUGGCGAGGUGCGGGGCGGGCGUGUGCCGCCCCCGUCGCUCGGCCCUCCCCCAGAUGCCCUCACCGCGGUACAGCUGAGGCGGAGGCACGUCGUCGCCGCGAUUAUACACAGUGAAAAUUCAUACGUCGCCACGCUGCAAAGGCUUGUCAAUGACUACAAGAAGCCGUUAGAGGAAAGCAGCCCGGCGAUAUUGAACGCCAGCAAGAUCCAGACGCUGUUCCACCGGCUGCCUGACAUCCUGCAGUGUCACCUGCACUUCCGCACCGCGCUCGCAGAUUGCGCCGCCACGUGGGACCGCGAUGAAAAAAUUGGCGAGGUCUUCCUUAAUGCAUUCUCGAAGGCGGUGGUGCUGGACGUGUACUCUGACUUCAUCAACAACUUCUCCGUCGCCAUGGAGUUGGCGAAGAUGGAAUCGAAGCGCAAAUCAGCGCUGGCUGACUUCUUCAAAGUGAAGCAGAUCAGUGCUCACGAUCGGCUCUCCUUCUUCGGACUGAUGGUGAAGCCGGUGCAGCGGUUUCCUCAGUUCAUCAUGUUUUUACAGGACCUGUUGAAGCACACGCCGCCCGGCCACGCCGACAGAGUGGCGCUGCAGAGAGCCCUGACGCGACUAGAGGCCCUCGCUGAGGCCUUGAACGAGAGGAAAAGGGACGCAGAAAGGACUCAGGCUUUCCGCGCGGCGUUGCGUCGUCUGACCCGCGGCGGUGUUGCGGGCGCGGGCGGGGCGGGCGGCACCGCGCGCUUCGGAGCCGCGCGUCUGCUCGCCUCGCGCGCUGACCGCAGGCAUCUGCUGCGACAGGACGACCUGCUCCAACUUGAGUUCAAUCAAUCUGGAGCUUUAACGAAGUGCAAGCCGCGUCGACUGUUGCUCCUGAACGAUUUGGUGGUGUGCGUGUCUGUGGGCGCGGGCGGGGACGCGGAGCGCCUGGGCCUCAAGUGGGCACACCCUGUACACGACGUUGAUGUCCUCGACACUGGCACCUCGCCCACACUCAGCAGGGUACUAGCGCAGGGUAUGAACCGCAGCGGCAGCUUGCGUUCUAACUCUAGCAACGGUGUGGGCAACACCUCGACCUCCACCGGUGACUCGUUGUGCAACGAGAUGUCUGCUCUGAUGCACGACUACGAGGCGGUGUCGCGUAUGGCAGACCUCGCCGCCUCCCUGCACUCGCCAUACCCUGAACUAGCGCCUGACAUGUUCCGAGCACUGCUGCAGAAUAUACAAAAGAGUAUACAGAAAAAAGACGACGAGAUGGCUUGGGUGGACUCGUGCUGUUUACAACUGACUAUCCGUGGGCGCGAGGAGCCGCUGACUUUCCGUGCGCGCGAGCCCGGCGCGCGGCUAGCGUGGGCUACCGAGCUGCGCCUGGCCCAGCUGGCACAGGCCGCCGCCAACUCGCCCGCCUGGCGUCUGCCCCAUCCCGUACCGCACCAUAGUGUGCCCCUCUAUGUCGCUACCACGCCCGUAUACUCCUCCAAACAACUCACUGAGGUGCGUUGCGGUUGUUUCUACGUGAGCGGCGGUGGUGGUGUGGGCGGGGCUGGAGGCGGGGGUGGGACGCGCGCAGGGGGCGGGGCGGCGUCUCGACGCGCGCGCUCUCUGCUAUGGGUGUGUGCGGGCGGCGCUCAGCACAGCCACGUGGCCGUGCUGGCACAGCGCGCCGCCAGCCUCAAGACCCUCGCCACGCUGCACCUGCCCGACACACAGGUUACUUCAAUGGAGUAUGCGAAAGGCGUACGACAAGUGACAACGCUGUGCGGCGACACGGUAUGGCUCGGCACCGAGGACAAGAAGAUCAUCAUCUUCUCCGGCGUGGAGCCAGAGAAGCAGGAGAAGCUGACGGAGGUGCAGACGGUGGCCGGCGUGACGCAGGUGCGCUACCACUGCGACGCCAUGUUCGUCGGCCUUGCCAAUGGCCGGCUCGCCGUGUACCGGCGCGCCGCAGACGAUUCCUGGGCCCUGCACGAGCCGCUCGCCAUCGAGCUCGGCGACCAGCCCGUCCACUGCGUCCUGCCCGUCGACGGUAUCGUCUACGCCACCUGCGCCCGACGCGUCUUCGCCAUCAACGCGCUCACCGCCGAGAUAAUGCGCAUCCUCGAACUGAAAGGAGAAGGCGAUAGAUCGGUCAAGUACUUGGCUCAUUCCGGCGUCGGUCUGUGGACGGCCUUCUCCGAUUCCACAUACGUUAGCCUCUACCACGCCGAGACGUUCGAGCAUCUGCAAAAUAUUGAUAUCGCCGCUGACGUAGCGAAGACUAUCGGAGCUCGGGAGGGCAGCAAGCCGGCCUACGUGUCCGCUCUGCUCGCGAGCCAGGGCUUGCUGUGGGUGGGCACGACGGCCGGCGUCAGCGUCACCGUACCCCUGCCCAAGCUGGAGGGUCUCCCUCUGAUAGGCGGCCACAUCGCAGUGUCGUAUCACGCGCACGCCGGGCCCGUCACUUUCCUCCUCUCUCUCCUGCCCGAAAACCGAGAGAUGGACGUCAACGUGGUCCGCCGGAAUCUUUCAAACGCUCGUGCGUUAGCGGACACAACCCUCCAGGAGUUCAAGGAGGAGGAGGCUAAGGAUUUGGACAAACCUAAAUUAGAAAGGAGGAUAUCGGAGGAAUCCAGCCCGUACCGCCCCCAGCGGGUGCAGUCCGCCGUCGUGCGCCGCAAGAAGCCUGGCGACGUGCGCCUCAGCAAAACGCUGCCCAAGUGCGCCAACCUGAACGCUUGCGACGUCUACGGUCUCUUCGGGGACCUGAUGUUUGUGAAAGACUGCGUGGGUGACGCCGACGUGAACGGUUCGGGCGGCGAGGCGCUGCGGAGAAGCGACCCCGAGCUGGCGGCGAUACCCUUUCGCGUGAGCACGCUGGAUCGGCGGCUGCGCAUGCGCGCGGGCCGCCCCCGGAGUCUGGACCUGUCCAGCUGGUCGGUAGACUCAAGAGCCUCCAGUCUGUGCACGUCGUCCGGCAGCGAAGAGUCGAUGGCGUUGCGCGGAGUUUCGCGAACCAGCUCGGGAGCGUCGGGCGCGGCCAACCUGGCGCCCCUCGCAGCGUCCACGCCGGACUCCUCGUCGAGUAAAUCGUCCACCUCGGAGCGCUCCAUCUCCCGGAGUGAUUCAGCCAACGCAGUGGAGGUGAGGACGAACGGCAAGCGCGAGGGGAGCGGCGAGCGGAGCGGAGGGCGAAGCUUGCGGGGCGCGGACUACGUGAUGGGGUGUGGUGCGCGGCGGUCCGUGGUGACGGUGGCGGGCGGGCGCGGGUACGUGGACUGGCGGCAGACCGCGGACGCCGCGGAGCGCCCCGCACCCGCCGCGGACCCCAACCCCAAAGACGCACACCUCAUACUGUGGGAGAUGCGCUUGUGACCUCAUUCAUGUACCGUCUCCAAUAUCUUAUACUAUAGCUUUUUAUCGGCAAUUGAUGCAAAUAGUGUGUCAUAUGUUGUAAAUAAAAUGUAUAAUAUUGUAUAAAUUCCAUCGUUGUAGUGUAAGAAUUGAUUUAUGUUAUUGUGCUAAUCGAUUAUAAUUACUUGUCCGUGGCCGCCUUGCGUAUAAUGAAGAGUAUUUAUGUAAAAUUAAAAAAUUUACACUCAGUGUAAGUAAUGUGAUAAGCUUUAAAUUAUUCGAUGUUGUGCUUCAUUACACAGACGGCCUUCUACAAACGCUAUUAUUAUACAUAUUUACAAACAGGUGCAUUAUUUUUGUGUUUAAUUAUAUUGAAAUGUUAUUAAAUGAACAGUUAUUGAAGUGAAGUAUGUUAGCUUCGGAAUAGACAAAAUUAUAUGCAAAAAGAAAUUGUAAAUGAAAUAAAACCAGAAUCCAAUACACGAAUUUAUUUUUCUUCGUAUAUGUAACAGAAUAUCGUCCAUAUAUAAAAUAUUUAGGAAGUUAAUAUAUAUUUCUUACUGAUUGUACUAUUGUAUCUGCAUAGCAUUUGUUGCAUUUUUUGAAAGUUACUUAUUUGCAUAUUUGCAAAUUGUUCUUUAAAAAAAUGAAAUUUACAAUCAUUGUAAUGUAAUUUUUUUAUCAUUAUUACGAGUUUGUUAUUGUUAAUGAACCGCCAUAUUAACAUAGAUUAAUUAUGUAUAGACAAUUGUUUAAAUGUUCAUUGUAAAUUGUUUAAUUUAAUUAUAUUUGUAUAUUUUAUUUGAGAGCAGGUUAAAUGGUUUUUAACCUUUGAAAUAUUAGUGGCCUUAUUUUGAUAUUGAAAUUCCCAGUGUACGAUUUACGGCAUUCGUUUAAGCUUUAUUCUUAGACAUGUUGUCGCUUUAAGAAUUAGACUGAUUUAGCGUAAGCGUUGAAAUGUAUUAUUAGUUGAAUUGUAAUAAGACGAAUAAACGACAUCUCGAUCGAACAAACUUUUCGAUUUAUUACAAAACGAACCCGUAAAUAUUUACACCGAAUUUCAUUUGAAAUGCAUUUUUAUUUGUAAAUAAUAUAAAGAUAUUAUUAAGUUUAUUAAUAUUUUUAUUAAUAACGUCUGAAUAGCAAGUUUUGUCACAAAAUGGAUUUUAAUGUUUCCAGUCACAAUUUUGAUAGGUUUUCGUCCAAUAUAUAAGUUUUAAUAUCUCUGGUUACAAGUUUAAUUUAGCUCAAAUUGGCAACUUAUUAAAAAAAUCGUAGUAUAUACCUGUUAAAACGACAUCAAUGGACAGAAAACAUUGAAACAUGAAGUGGUAGUUUUAAUCAAUAUUGUUUUAGGCGUUCAACCGGAAGCAACAGUUUUGGUCGCCAUGUCAUUUUAACCGAUGUUGAAAAUGGUUUCUAGUUUCUAUCAUAUUACAAAAUUUGUUCCAUGUUUUAUGAAUUUUAUGAUUCGUUGUUUGUUACAAUGUUCGUGGUCAGUACUUGAUGAAAAUAUAUUGUUUAAUCCAAAGAAAUGUCUUUUCUCGGUCGUAUAUUUAUUCUGAAUGAAUUGUUUUUUUAAUUAAUUUGAACUAAUUGGAAUCUGGCUUGUUAUGUCGUCGUGCCAAAAUUAAUAUUUAUAGUAAAGCAAAAAAUCUGAUAUAAAAUAUUUGCAUCCCAUAUUUUUAUUUUUUCAAUCCACUGAUCUUUAUAAUUGGAUAGGUCAUUACACUAGGAAUAUACAGCUUUUUCUUCGUCCCGUCAUAAACGCGCCUGUUGAAGUUCCUGACAGUUCAAUUAUUAGUUCCAAUCCUCACCACCACAACCGACAGCGCCAAAAUGGCUGAAUUCAAAUGAGCACAAAAUACCACGGUUUAUAGCCUGUCCUGUAUAGAGCUCAGUGUUUUGAACAUUUCUAAAAAUCCGAAUAUGUCUCGAAUGUUUAAUUCUAACAGCUUAUCACCAAUCUCGAAAUUUAAUUUUUGAUUAUAAGGAAGAAACGUCACAAUGUGUAUGUAUUAUGGUGUAAAUAAAUUAAGUUUAUAAAUACACCUGUA